AUGUCAAGAAUUUGCUUAGUAACAGGUGGGACUGGUUUAUUAGGAAAUAGUUUGCGUGAAGUUAUAAAAAGUACAAAUACUGAUUUUAAUGAAAACGAAAAUGAAAUAAUUAUAAAUUCAAACGACAAAAAUAUAAUAAAAAAAUAUGUUUUUUUAAGUUCUAAAAUUUGUGAUUUAAGAAAUUAUGAAGAUACACAAAAAAUUUUUGAAAAAUAUAAAUUUACUGAUAUUAUACAUUUUGCUGCACAUGUGGGAGGUUUAUAUGCUAAUAAAAAUAAUAAUUUAAAUUUUCUGACAAAUAAUUUAGAAAUUAAUUCAAACGUAGUUAAAUUAUGCCACAAAUAUUCUAUUACUAGAGGAAUAUUUACUUUAUCUACUUGUAUUUUUCCGGAAAAAUGUGAGUUACCUUUAAUUGAAGAAAAAAUUCAUGAUGGUCGAUGCCAUUUAAGUAAUGAAGGAUACAGUGUAUCAAAAAGAGUUUUAGAAGUUUUAGUCAGAUUCUAUAGAGAAAAAUAUAAUUAUGAAUGGAUAUGUAUAAUACCAACGAAUAUAUAUGGUAAAUAUGAUAAUUUUAACAUAAGAGAUGGGCAUGUAAUUCCAUCUAUUAUUCAUAAGAUGUACUUAGCCAAAGUUAACGAUACUUAUGUAAAACUUCUAGGAGACGGAACAGCUAUCAGACAAUUUAUUUAUAACAGAGAUAUAAGUAGAAUAUUAUACUAUAUUCUAAAUACCUAUUAUUCAAAGAAUUUAACAAUUAUUAAAGAUAAUAUUUUUAAUGUUAUAUUAUCAACUAAUAUUCCUUCAAAUGAAUUGACAAUUAAAGAAAUAGCAAACAAAAUUAAAUAUCAUUUAAAUUUUAAAAAUGAAAUAUUGUUUGAUACAAAGGAAGAUAAUGGAAUUCAUAAGAAGACUUCUUGCAAUGAUAAAUUAAUGAAAAUUGUAGAAGAUUCAUUCGAAUUUACUGAUUUAGACAAGGGACUAAAAGAAACUAUUGAUUGGUUCAUUUCUGAAUAUGAAAAUAUAAGAAAAUAA
Plasmodium relictum is the source of this 1032-nucleotide messenger RNA. RefSeq names its product GDP-L-fucose synthase, putative (gene FS). Gene Ontology annotation, biological process: nucleotide-sugar biosynthetic process. Lineage: Eukaryota; Apicomplexa; Aconoidasida; Haemosporida; Plasmodiidae. Gene Ontology annotation, molecular function: GDP-L-fucose synthase activity. Bases 1 to 1032 code for a protein of 343 amino acids. The record is from RefSeq and is a predicted model, not a curated record. The transcript is spliced from 7 exons.